Striga asiatica is the source of this 309-nucleotide messenger RNA. The record is from the annotation of a GenBank genome assembly. NCBI's taxonomy places the organism in Eukaryota, Viridiplantae, Streptophyta, Magnoliopsida, Lamiales, Orobanchaceae.
AUGGCGGACAGUGAAACUAACGCAGAGAAAUCAGCAAAAUUCGAAGAUUUCUUAAGCUCCCUACCACAAGAGAUCAAGGCCGGGAUUCUAUCUCGACUGCCAUUGAAGACGGUGGCUCAAUCCAGAGCCGUCUGUCCGGCGUGGAACUUGAGUCACGGCGACCCGUCUCUCCUCGAUAUGCUUAUUUCCUGCAAAUUCGCUCUUAAUCGGACAUGGGUUUUUCUGGGCGUUCACCGUAUCCACACUUCCGUAUUCUUCACCGAUCUUUAUGAUGAUGCCGGCGAGGAAGAAGACAAUAAGGCGGACCGC